This is a messenger RNA of Austrofundulus limnaeus, 3620 nucleotides long. Its product is annotated as sodium- and chloride-dependent GABA transporter 2. Gene Ontology annotation, molecular function: gamma-aminobutyric acid:sodium:chloride symporter activity. The coding region runs from base 68 to 2143 and encodes 691 amino acids. The record is from RefSeq and is a predicted model, not a curated record. Lineage: Eukaryota; Metazoa; Chordata; Actinopteri; Cyprinodontiformes; Rivulidae. Gene Ontology annotation, cellular component: plasma membrane; cell projection. Gene Ontology annotation, biological process: amino acid transport; nitrogen compound transport; sodium ion transmembrane transport. The transcript has 15 exons.
GUCAGACAGGUACAGGAAGUGAAGAGGCGGCAUCUUUUGAAGUUUUGUAACGAGGAAGAAACUACCCAUGAUGCCACGCGGUUCAACCAGUCGAGCAUCCAUUCCUCCUCUGAACAUAUCAGCCGGCUGUGUGUGUGACCGACAUGACGCGCGCUCCAUGCCCGGAAUAGACCAUUUCUCUGCGCAGACAGGCCGGGGGUGGGAGGAGGAGGUGGUCUCGGUGCCGAGGGAGCCACAGCAGGAAACGCGGAGGGGUGUGUUUGUUUCCCUGCCUGAACCGGUGAUGGUGGACCCGAAGCCUUCACUGCAGGCUGACCAGCCGCUGAGUAAGCUCCACAAAGGAGGUCUCGCCAAUGGGAUAGAAGAAGCCCCCGGAGACGGCCUGCAGGCCCGGGGCCAGUGGGCCAGCAAAGCUGAGUUCCUCUUGGCUGUGGCUGGGCAGAUCAUUGGACUGGGAAACGUCUGGAGGUUUCCAUACCUCUGCUACAAAAACGGAGGAGGUGUGUUUUUUGUUCCCUACUUGUUGUUUCUGGUUCUGUGCGGCAUCCCCCUGUUCCUCCUGGAGACCUCCCUGGGACAGUACACCAGCCUGGGAGGGGUCAGCGCCUGGAGGACUAUUUGCCCGUUAUUUGGAGGCCUUGGCUAUGCCAGCCAGGUGAUGAUCCUGCACGGCUGCGUGUAUUAUAUAGUCAUCCUGGCGUGGGCUCUCUUCUACCUGAGCUACAGCUUCCAGGCAGAGCUGCCGUGGUCGCACUGCAACAACACGUGGAACACAAAUUCRUGUGUUUUGUUCGAUCACAACCAGACCUCCAAUUCGAGCAGUUUACCAGAGAACGCCACCUCUCCUGUCAUGGAGUUCUGGGAGCGGGAGGUGCUGCRGCUGUCGGACACUUUGGACGAGCUGGGACCGGUCAGCUGGAAGCUGGCUUUGUGUUUGGCCGUCGUCUGGCUCAUCUGCUACUUCUGUGUCUGGAAGGGAGUGAAGUCCACAGGAAAGGUGGUGUACCUGACCGCCACCUUCCCRUACGUCAUGCUGUUGGUGCUGCUGGUGCGUGGCGCCACGCUGCCCGGAGCAAUGCAGGGCAUCGUCUUCUACCUCAAACCGAACCACACCCGCCUGGCCGACCCACAGGUAUGGAUGGAUGCAGGCACCCAGAUAUUUUUCUCUUAUGGCAUCUGCUUGGGGAGCCUCACAGCCUUGGGCAGUUACAACAAAUACAACAAUGACUGCUAUAAGGACUCCUUCCUGCUGUGCCUCCUGAACAGCAGCACCAGCUUCCUGGCCGGUUUUGCCAUCUUCUCGGUGCUGGGCUUCAUGGCUGAGGAACAGGGAGUGGAUAUCUCCACUGUGGCCCAAUCAGGGCCCGGUCUGGCCUUCAUCGYCUACCCAAGGGCUGUAGCCAUGAUGCCUCUUCCUCAGCUCUGGGCGGUCUGCUUCUUCCUCAUGAUCAUCAUGCUGGGACUGGACACGCAGUUUGUGAGCCUGGAGGCCCUGAUGACAUCAGUGACUGACCUGUACCCUCAUCUGAUUCGACGAGGCCACCGCAGAGAGCUGCUGCUGCUGUUUGUGUGCAUCGUUUGUUUCCUGAUCGGACUAGUCAUGGUCACACCGGGUGGUCUGUACGUCUUCCAGAUCUAUGACCACUUCUCCUGCAGCGGAGCCAGCCUGCUGCUGCUCUCCAUCUUCCAGUCUCUGGCCAUCGGCUGGGUCUACGGAGCCGAUCGMUUUAACGCCAACAUCAGAGACAUGAUCAGCUACGACCCGCUGCCCGUCUUCAARCUGUGCUGGAGAUAUUUCACUCCAGCUGUGUGCACUGCUACGUUUAUCUUCUCCCUGGUGCGCUGGUCUCCGUUGAGCCUGGGGAAAGGCCUGGUGGCUCCAGUCUGGGCCACCACCCUGGGCUGGGUCCUCACCCUGUCCUCCGUGUCCCUGCUUCCCAUCUGGGCCGUCUACGCUCUGGUCACCACUCCCGGGACCCUGCCACAGCGGUUCCAGCACCUCUGCAGCCCGGCCAAGAGGUCCUCCCCGGCCUUCUAUAAAAUGUCCACCCACGGCUCAAUGCAGGCCUACAGCCCUGCGCUGCCGCUCGCCAACAAAACCACAGAGCAAAGUGCAGGACUCAUUCAGGAGAAGACCACAUGACCAUCAUCAACGUCACACGACUCCCGCUCAGACAACCAGGAAGUUUAAACCUCCUCAUCAGAUUUCACUGAAAAACAAACUGACGAUUGUGCAACUUAAAGUCUGCUGCUGUGGAUCAAAUCAGCCGACAACAAGUCUUAGACGUCUUGUUUACCGGCCGUUUACAUUCUGUUGUGAGUAAGGCCAUCGGAACAUCCAGCAGGAUGCUCCCWUUAAUCAGUAAAAACACACCUACCUGUCGCCACGUUGCCAGCAGGAAGUGCCUGGAUGUUGGUUGGACUCGUSGGACAGCUCGUUUCUUUAAAUCCAGCCCCGCCUCCUGGUCCUCCUCUACUACAGCUUGCACUCCUGGAUCUGAACCAUUUCAUCGCCUUCCUUUAAAGCUUCCUUAUCCUUGUAUCUUCUUCAUUUCCAUAGUUUAGUCACUGUACUCGAGGACCAUCUUAAUCKCAGCCGUUAAACGCACAAGAUAACCUCGCUAACGUUCUGUUAGUGUGUCGGCGKCGCAGCUUUUCUAUGACUACGCUCUCUGUGAGAGCCUGACGGAUCACCAGCAGGUCUGCUGAAGUGACUCCGUGAGUUAGACACGUUAGUGGUUUAGGUUUUACAUCUACUGGAGUUUAUGCUCGAGUGGCCAAAUCGCACUUGUGCCGUUAAAACAUCAGGAGCCUCACUAAAACGGAAAGUUCCGAGCUUUUAAACAGAGRAUGUUAUGAACAAUUAAYAUYUUACCUGUUCAGAUAUCAUGUUGGAUGACCACUGUUUGGAGAAAUGGUUUAAUCUGAUCGGAUUGUUGAGCUAACGGUUCCUGAAGUGUUGCAGACUGAACUGGAGUUGAAAUAUGCGUGUAACAAGAAUCAGAUUCAUCUGAGACAGAAGAACAGCUGGAGGGGUGUGGUCUCUUGUUAAGUAGGAACUCUGAUAGUAGAGCUGCUUUAAGAGAACAGCAUCCUUGUUUUGACUUCGCACCACUCAGACCAGCUGUUAGCUCAUCAGUCAGCUCUGAAUAAAACUCUAGAUCGACACUGUUUAAAGCCAUCUGCAACAGGUAAGAUGUUUUUUGCUCAUGGCUCAAGACCUGAGCUGUCUCUUUAGGUUUGUGAGCAGGACUCUGUUAUAGAACAGAGUUGGACAGUUUUAGUCUCCAUAAAUGUGUUUUUUUUAGUAAGUCAAGAGAAAGGGGGACUCUGCAGUCACUAAGUAGGAGUUUCUUGUUUUGUGGGAGGAGUUUGUCCAAGACAUGAUUGUGGAUUGACUAUUUUGGGUGGGGUUUAAAGAAGCUGGGGGCAGCUGGGAGUAGCUUGGUCAGAACGGUCGGGCUCCUAUAUUUUUUUAAAUAUAAAUAUAAAUUUCAGUCACGUGGAUGGACGUGUAACAAUCCGGCUUGGUCAAAACCUUCUUAACCAGCCUGUAAAAAGAUCGAUAUAUACCUUAAUAUUAGUCAUAACUUGAGACAGGAAGGUGCUUGCCACAUGAA